This is a messenger RNA of Owenia fusiformis, 2226 nucleotides long. The record is from the annotation of a GenBank genome assembly. Lineage: Eukaryota; Metazoa; Annelida; Polychaeta; Sabellida; Oweniidae.
CCGUCUACUUACUAAAGGGAGAUACAUAUUUCGACGUGUUUGUGUUGUGUGACACUUAAACCAAAACCUGAAAAAAAGAAUACGAAGUAAAGAAGAACUUUGGUAGAAUGGCCACUGAUUGCUUAAGAUCAUAUUUAAGGAAAGGUCGAUGGGAAUACGGCAAAGAGUACUUUAGAGAUGGUGUACUUAUCCUGCCGCAUGUGCAUCCUGCAGCACAUUCUGAAGAGACAAAGAAUUUUAAGAUCCGUAAAGAUGAUGUCUUCAUGUCGUCUUUUCCGAGGGCUGGAACACACUUGACCUGCGAGCUCAUUCAAAGUGUAUUGAACUUUGGAAGCACGCGGGAGUUAUGGAAUCAACAAAUUCAUGAUCGUGUACAGUUUCUACAAUUCAGUAGAGAAGUAAUAUUGGGAACAACUCCCUCUAUAGAAGAUCCAGGGAGUAGUCCUCUUCCACGUGCUGAGGCCGCUCAAAGUCAAAGAUUAUUCUUCAACCACAUGAACUACGAAUUCGUUCCAAAUGAUGUCAAACGGGGAAAAUGUAAAGUCAUAAUCACCCAUAGGAACCCUAAAUCUACAUACCUGAGCUGGUUCUACUUAUUAAGAGAUGGUUUCAAAGGAAUGUUCGAUUGGGAUAGUCCUCUUACGUGGGAGGACUUUUCUGCAGCCAUGUUAACUGGGGAAACUAAAGACAUGCCAGGAUUCUGUGGGACCUGGUUUGAUUUCUAUAAGCAAUGGUGGGAGAAUAGAACCCCAAACAUGUUCUUUUUAAACUACGAGGCACUAAUGAAGGAUGCCCCAAAGGUAAUAAUGGAGUUGGCCAAGUUUCUAGAAAAGGACUUGAACGAGGAUCGGAUUGAGACGAUUUCACAACAUAUUAAGUUUGACAACCUAAAGAAAAGCCCAGGGUUUGGCGAGGCCUUCGCUCGAUUGGAAGUUCUUGGAAAGGGGGCGGCCCCUCAUAUGAGAAAAGGGAAGAUAGACGACUGGAAAAACGUGUUCACGGUGGCACAGAGUGAACAAUUUGAUAAACUCUUCCAGGAGAAAAUGAAAGACACUGGCUUUCCUGAACCCAUUUACGAAUAAGACAUGGUUAUGACUAUGUGAAGAUUAAUAUAUACGAUGAUUAAUUGUAUGUUAACAACUUCAUCAAAUGACCUUACUCGUGGCACUGAAUUUGAUAACUUUACCACGGAAUAUGACUAAUCCUUUCAGUAAAAAUAGUGACCUUACCCUUGUAAAACUGUAUCAUACUGACAUAAGAAUAUCAGCACAACUAAAAUCACUAAAAUAUAAUCUGAUUUCCCUGUGUUGCACAUCAUAUUUUUAUUGGACAGUAGCACAUCUGUAAGCAAUUAUAAGGCAAGAAGCAGAUGCCUCGGGAAGUAUUUUGUUUAUUUUUGAAAAAAGAGGUUCAAUCGUAGCUAUAGUUAACAUGUUUUACACAAUACUAGAAAAAUAGAACGCGCAAAUUCGACAUGUGUCCCCUCUAUUUUUGACAAUAAAGACAUUAUAUGUUCUUGUUUUUCAUUUCAUUACUUUGACCUACUUUUGACCCCAUUUGACCUACUUUUGAGAUUUUCAACAUAUCCCUUGAUAUUUUUGAAUGCUAUAUAAUAUGGUACAUUUUAAUUGUACCUCUUCGACAUUGAAAACACCAGGGAGGGUCAUCUGUCCAUUAGUGUCAUGAAAAAUACGUUGCACAUAUUAGGGUUAAACUCCUCUGACGCUAUAUAUAGCGUUGCGUUUUUAUGAACGUCAACGAAUUCAAUAAUCAAGUGUGACAGUUGUCACACUUUAAGUGUGAUAAUCAUCAAAGCUUGUUUGAUGAGAGUAGAAGUCUUGUACCCAUUGGAUCAGGUUGAUCCCUGUAUGAUACUUUUUUGUAUCUGUGGAAGGGGAGCAUACUUUACUUUAGACCACUCUUACCUGUAACAUUCAUUUGAGCUAGCAAUGAUGGUUUCUUUUACCCUUUUAUUCAGAACCUAGAAUAGGUCAAGGCUCUGAAUAAUAAAUAAAUAUACAGUUUUAAUGCUGAUAAGAUUUAAAUGACCAAAGAAGUAGAUGCAUGGGCUUUAAUGAGUUUCAUUAUUAAAUGAAAGACAAGUAAUGGAUUCAGAUGAAAUAGAUGGACUUUUAAUAAAUAUUCAUAGUAUUAUGAUUGGUUAAGGCUAGAUGAAAGAAUUAUCUCUAACUCAGAGAGUAAAGAUGAGGCACAAAUAUAUAUUCA